AUGCAGGCUUCCCAUUUUUCCUUCUGGCCCAACACGAUGAUAGAUGAGGCUGAUGACUAUGAGGACUACUACUAUACAGAAGCGAAGCAGGACACCAACCUCCAGAAGGAGCUCUCAGAGGGAUUUAGCUGGAUGGAGACAUCUUUAGGUGACAUCUUUUACAUGGAAGACUCAUGUUCCUCCAACCCCUGCAAGAAUGGUGGUACAUGUGAAGCCAAAGGAAGUGACUUCAGCUGUCACUGCCCUGAGCCAUACGGUGGGACUACAUGUGAAAAAGUGGAGAACAUGUGUCUGGAGAAGAACUGCCACUUUGGCGACUGCCUGAUUAUAUUAACCCCACCCUAUUUUAAGUGCAGCUGCAAGCCUCCCUACAAGAGACCCUCCUGCCAGCUCGCAUCCAAACAGUGCAGCCCAAACCCUUGCAAAAAUGGAGGCACCUGCAUACGGAACAGAUACAGAUCAAAAUUCACCUGCAGGUGCCCUGAACAUUUCAGAGGGAGAUUCUGCGAGAUUGGACCAUAUGAUUGUUAUGAAGAUGACUCCUCUACUUAUAGAGGUAGAGUGAAUCAAGCAGAAAAUGGCAGGACCUGCCUGCACUGGAAUUCCCACCAUCUCUUGGACCAUCCUUUUAAUGCCUUUAUGGAGGAUGCUGACUCAUAUGGCAUUGGUGAACACAACUUCUGCAGGAAUCCUGAUGAGGAUGAAAAACCCUGGUGCUACGUCAGGAAAAAUAAUGAAGUGGAUUGGGAAUACUGUAAUGUUUCACCCUGCUCAGCUGAAGAGACCCCAACAGAACCCCCUACAGACCCCCCUGAAAUAUUCCAAACAUGUGGACAACCAGAAGUUCGUAGGACACUCAAGAAGAUCUAUGGUGGAUCCAAGGCCACACCUGGAAAACAUCCUUGGAUGGCAUCUCUGCAGAGACCCACUCCAGAUGGGAAUAAACAUUUCUGUGGUGGAGUGCUAAUUAAAUCAUGCUGGGUUCUUACUGCUGCACACUGCCUUGAAAAUGUAAAAACAAAGAUCCAAGUAGCCCUUGGCAAGCAAAACCUCAAGGAGAAAGAGGAUCAUGAGCAAAUAUUUGAUGCAGUGCAAAUAAUUUUACAUGGCAAAUACAGAGAGGAGGAAGGUCAUGCUCUAUACAAUGAUAUCGCACUACUUAAACUGCAGCCUGUUGACGGUUACUGUGCAGUGGAAACAAAGCAUGUGAAAAUAGCAUGUCUCCCAGACUUCUUCCUUCCUGCUGGGACUUCCUGCUUCAUUUCUGGAUGGGGCGACACAGAGACAGGUGACACAUCCCAUCAGCUGUUAGAUGCCAAUGUCAAGCUGAUUUCACAGAGGAAAUGCAAUGAACCCAAAAUACAUAAUGACAAACUGGAUGAUAGCAUGUUUUGUGCAGGAAAUCUUCGGAAACCUGGAAUCGAUUCUUGUCAGGGAGACUCUGGAGGCCCACUGACUUGUGUAGAAAAUGGCUCCUACUACGUAUACGGCCUUGUGAGCUGGGGUGAGGGAUGUGGGUUGAAAAACAAGCCAGGAGUUUAUACCCAGGUGACAAAAUUCGCCAGUUGGAUUAAUGAUGUAAUUCAGUCUUCAUCAAGGUCGCAUCAGUAGGGGAGAGCUUUGGAAUGACAAAAGGUAAGAUUGAGAGUUUUACUGGUUUUAUUCUUUCCCUAAAUGCCUCAUCUUUGAUGAAAAAUAUUGCUGAUAUUUUCUCAUGGCCUACAUGGGACAUCCUUCAUCACCAUCUUGAAAAUAACCUUAAGAGUGUUAGCUAGAAUGUCAGUAACAGUUUUUCUGUUGUGGGCUUUGAAAUAAGCCCACAUUUUUUAGCUAAACAGAUCAGAAAGUAAAGCUACUCUAUUUUUUCCCCAAACAAAUCAAAGGCCCUGAUAUCAUGUUUCUAGAUCUGCUUUUCAAGCCAUGAAAUUUCUCCCAUCUCAGCUGCUGCCAGACAUUUGCUCUUCCCCUCAUGCUCCUGUCUAAGGUGUGUUUUUUCUGCACUCAUUGGACCCUGACACCUCAAAGCUAUUGGUGUGUGCUCCAUUACCAUUUUUCACACACAUAAGAAUCACCAUGUAGCAGAGUUUGCCAGAUUGCAGCCAUUAGAACUUCCUGAGGAGAGAGGAUCAGACAGGACAAAUAUUUUUAAAAGCACUUUUGUAGGUAAAUAACUACAAAUUUCAUUAGUGAUGCAUUUCAGAUUGAAAAACCAAACAAACUUUCAGUACUAGAAUUAUCCACUUUAUUCCUGGCGAGAGAAUAAUUACAUGUCAUGCUCCAGAUCUACAAUGGUUUAUAUGUACUUAACCAGUGAGAGCUAGUAGUACUAAAUGCUAUUAAAAAAAUCUGUCUAAAGCCAUUGGAUAAUUUGAGAGUUCUCAUAAGAUGUACCGGUCAAAUUGUAUAACUUUUGCCCAAUGAUUCUGCACAGAAAUUUGAAAAACAAGGGAUUGGUAUUAAAUCAGGAUAUAAAGAAUAGAUUUGUUUGUGAAGAGUCAAUUUCUUAAAAUAGUAAUGUCACUCUCACUUUAAUUCCAGGGUUUACAACCUUCUCUAAGCAGCUACCUAAUCUGUCAAUAGCUACCCCUACUGCAAAGAGUAAUUCUGAUUUUUUACUUUGGAAGGUUUGAAAAAAACUGAAGAACUGAUUGAGACCUGAAUACAUCCUGAUAGUCUAGAACAGAUUCCCUGAUGUCUGCUAGAAGACCU
Pyrgilauda ruficollis (rufous-necked snowfinch) is the source of this 2709-nucleotide messenger RNA. It is a transcript of the gene HABP2, whose product is annotated as hyaluronan binding protein 2. The record is from RefSeq and is a predicted model, not a curated record. Gene Ontology annotation, biological process: blood coagulation; proteolysis. Bases 1 to 1611 code for a protein of 536 amino acids. The transcript has 12 exons. Lineage: Eukaryota; Metazoa; Chordata; Aves; Passeriformes; Passeridae. Gene Ontology annotation, molecular function: calcium ion binding; serine-type endopeptidase activity.